AUGACUCCCAGCAACAUGAUGAAAAUCCUCGUCAUCAACACCGGCAGUUCCUCCAUCAAGUAUCAGUUAUUCGACAUGACAGCCCACACGGUAUUGGCACAUGGACUCGUCGAGAGAAUUGGAGAAGCUGGAAGUCGUCUAACACAUUAUGACCAAAAGCAUAACAACGCAGAACGCAUCAUUGAAACGGCGAUUCCGAACCAUGAGCGUGGCUUGAGUGAAUUGGUACAAUUGCUACAAGAAGACGCUCGUGAUGGUGAUGAGGAGGAGUCUCCAGUCCAAGCCAUUGGUCAUCGCGUCGUUCAUGGAGGCGAAGCCUUUCAUGAACCAACCUUGAUUGGUGAGAAAGUAAUCCAGGCCAUUGAAGAAUAUAUUCCGUUGGCACCAUUACACAACCCUCCCAAUUUGAUUGGAAUCCGAGCAGCAGCAACCCACUUUCCUGGUAUUCCACAAGUCGCGGUCUUUGAUACCGCCUUUCAUCAAAGCAUACCAGCUCACGCCUAUCGAUAUGCCAUUCCCAAAGAAUACUAUGAAAGUCUCAAGAUUCGUCGUUAUGGUUUCCAUGGAACCUCUCAUCAAUAUGUGGCCCGCCAAGCGGCCAACUUUUUGAAAAAGAAGUCCUUGUCAGAGUUAAAUGCCAUUACCAUUCACUUGGGCAAUGGAUGCAGCAUGACGGCCAUUCAAAAUGGAAAGAGUAUUGAUACUUCCAUGGGAAUGACACCAUUGGAAGGAUUGAUCAUGGGCACACGCUGUGGCGACGUCGAUCCAGCACUUCACGGAUACCUCUUGGCGAAUCAAGAUCAAUCUCAUAUGAAGAGCAUCCAAGAUGUGGACAAGGUCUUAAACAAGGAAAGUGGCCUCAAGGGGUUGACUGGUACCAAUGAUAUGCGAGAUGUCUUUCGACUGAGGGACGAAGGCAACGAAGAUGCAGCCUUGGCCGUGGAAAUGUAUGCCUACCGCAUUAAAAAGUACAUUGGAGCUUACUUUGCAGCGCUUGGUGGAAAGCUGGAUGCCAUUAUCUUUACGGCUGGUGUUGGAGAAAAUGCGGCACCCUUGCGAGAAUUGGCACUCGCCAAUCUAGAACCCUUUGGCAUUGUUGUGGAUGCCGACAAGAAUAAUAGCGCCAGAAAAAUGGAAGGUCCUGUGGUGGAAUUCCAAGCCGCCUCCAGCAAGAUCAACUUGUUUGUGAUUCCUACCAAUGAAGAACUUGAAAUUGCCACCCAAACCGUACAGGUUGUAAACUCUCUUACACCAUAA
Molecule: messenger RNA, 1257 nt
Organism: Cylindrotheca closterium
Lineage: Eukaryota; Bacillariophyta; Bacillariophyceae; Bacillariales; Bacillariaceae
Source: the annotation of a GenBank genome assembly